Molecule: messenger RNA, 3423 nt
Organism: Dichotomopilus funicola
Lineage: Eukaryota; Fungi; Ascomycota; Sordariomycetes; Sordariales; Chaetomiaceae
Product: ankyrin repeat-containing domain protein
Exons: 7
Coding region: 1-3423 (1140 amino acids)
Molecular function (GO): ADP binding; protein binding
Source: RefSeq, a predicted model, not a curated record
AUGCAUGGUGUGGUCGGCCAACGGGAAGUCUUAUUGGCUGCGACCCGUAGGGGGGUUGAGCGCGGCGAUGCGCAUACCAUUAUCACCAUUUUUCUGUUUAAUCUUUCAGUGCAGCGCGAGAAGAUGAACCACACCGCGCUCAACUCGACGACGAGCGCGGCGGGGAAGGAAGGGGACUGGGGCCGCUGGGCCGAGAAUGAGGGAGAAGGAGGCCUAAAGAAGAAAGUCGCGAUCUCGAUACAGAGUCAGGCUGUCGACGGCAACGCGCGAGUACACAACGGCAACAACUUCUACAUGACCAGCCAACCAUCCACCUUCGAUCGGCGCGAUGCUGACAUCUUGAAAUGGCUGGCGCCGCGCGUCAGCUUCCACCAGACGCACGAUGGUAUCCAAGAGCAGGCACGCAUCGCGCAUUAUGCCGACUCGGUCCGCAACGACAACUACCCGGGAAAGUGGCUCAUCGAGUCAGACAAGUUCCAGGAGUGGAGAUCCGGCUCUCUGCUCAAGUUAUGGUGCUUCGGGAUGCCGGGUGCCGGCAAAUCCGUUCUCGCUUCUAUCGUGAUCGCGCACCUGCUGGAGCUACAAGAGCAGCUGAAGAGGAGCAGGGAUAGCGCCCGGGUAGCGUACCUCUAUCUGAGUUACAAGGAGGAGUACACCCUCCAGGAGCUCCUCGGUAGUGUCAUCAAGCAGCUAGUCUCAAUCGACGACGUGGUCCCCGAGUGUGUCGUCAAGGUAUGGAGGAAGCGGGGCCAAGGCGCCGACGCGCCCACGAUCGAGGACUUUUCGGCCAUGCUACGCAACCUGGUGCAGGAGCGACGCGCCCUGCUCGUCGUCGACGCGCUGGACGAAUGCAAACCCGAUUACCGGCUCCGGCUCAUGAGCCUCCUCCAGCCCGAGUCCAGCAACGUUAGCCUCUUGGUGACGUCUCGGCUGCUGGACGAAUUCGACGAAGUGUCGAGCGACUUUGAGAAGAUCGAGAUCACAGCCAACUCGACCGAUCUCGAUCUCUUCAUUGACCACGAGUUUAGAUCGCAUCCGCGGCUGAAGAAGUUCCUGAAGAUGGACCCCACGCUCCAGGAAGCAGUGAAGAAUAGCAUCAAGAGGGCGUGCCGUGGCAUGUUUUUGGUCGCCUUCCUCCAGAUGCAGUCUAUCGAGGCCGAGCGGACGCUGGGGGAGAUCCGUGGGGCCCUGGAUAGCCUCCCGCGCAAGAUCAACGACAUGUACGAGCACACCAUGGCACGCAUCUACGGCAUGAAAGAGGCCGACAGGAAGCUCGCCGUCCGCACUCUGUCGUGGAUCGUGUGCGCCAGGCGCCCGCUGGCCACCAAGGAGCUCCAGCACGCCCUCUCGGUCGUCCCCGGCAACUUCGAGCUGGACCUGGACAUGAUAUACCCCGAGGAUAACAUACGGGACGUCUGCGGCGGCCUGGUCACCAUCACCGACGGCCUGGUUUCCCUCGUCCACAACACCGCCCAAGGCUACUUCAGGGGCCGCUUCUCCGGCUUCCACGCCACCAUCGCGCAGACCUGCAUUAGCUACCUAUCCCUCGGGGUCCUGGAGCAGCCCGACGACGACACAGACGCGGCACGCAGUCCGCAGGAGCUCCAUAGGUACUUCGAGGCCCAUAGCGCCUCGACCGACAACCGGCUCUCAUUCGAGGAAAAGAUGGACAGGUUUCCAUUCGCCGGAUACGCGGCGACAAGCCUCGGCAAUCACCUGCGGAUGCUAGACGAUGCCCCGACAGUGCCGAGCAUCGCGCAGUCGCUGGUCGAGCUUCUGCAGAGCCGCCCCAAGAGGGGCUUCCUUCUCCAAAUGCUUCAUGCCAGCUACUAUCCGAGGCCUUACCUUUUUCGCGACAUGGAAGAAGAACAAGAGUUUGGGUCGGAUGCUCUCCGGCACGACAUAAUGGAGUGCCCGAGCGAUUCCGACUUGAAAACCACUUCUACAGACACGCGGAGACCGGCGCCAGGCCGCGAGGUCAAUGCCAUCCACCUGGCAGCCUUCCUUGGCUGGCCACCAGCCGUGUUGAGGAUAUUAGAGACGGCCGAGGCGCCCUUCGACAUCAAUGUCCUGGAUACGGUUUCCAGGACGCCGCUGUGGAUAGCGGUUAUCCAAGGAAACUGGGACGUGGUGGACGUCAUCCUCAGCUACGGCGGGUCCAUUGACUUCCUCGACAAGGCGGGCCAUAAUAUACUACGGCGCCUAGCCAGGGGCGACCAAGUCGACAUCAUCAAGCACUUGAUCGCGGCGAAUCUUAAUCCUGCUCCUGCUAAGCUCUUGCAGUCCGAGAACCCAACCGAGGGCGUGGCGGAGGAACCGCGCGCGCUCCCCGGCAGGGGCGAGGAACUGGCCGCGUCAGAGGCGCAGUCGUCCACCCCGUCGAACCACCUUACCACCUACCUCCAGCUGAUGCUGGCCGCGGGCCUGGGCGACAUCGGCACAAUCCAAAAGCUGCUCGCCGGUGGCGAGGCAACCUUCUCGGCGGACACGACCAUGUUUUACAUCACCGCCUUCUUCCUCGCCGUCGAAGCGAACCACCUGGCAGCUGUCAAGAAGAUGCUGGACAGCGGUGUCGACGUAGACACGCGUGGCCUUGGGCGCGAGACGGCGCUGCACAUCGCCGCGGCCCGGAACUACGUGGAGGUCGUGGAGCUUCUCUUCGCCCGGAACGCCGCUCUGAACCUGCGAGAUGAAUGGGGCGAGGCACCGUACACGGCGAACGCAGACAAGGAGCACAAAAAUGCAAGGUGGGGCAAUCUCCAACUUCUGCGCACCGCCGGCGCCAAUCCCAACGACAAAACUCGGUAUGGCUUCACCAGAUUACGCCUAGCCGCGGGGGGCGGCGACAUCGAGAAUGUCAAGUUCCUGCUGCAGAGUGGUGUCAACCCGUCCAUCACUACCGGCUUUGACCUGGCUCCGCUGCACUGGGCCGCCUUCGCAGGCCACGCCGACUGCGUGCGCGAGCUGCUCAAGUGGGGAGUGGACCCGAACACCAUGGGGUACGGCUCGAAGACGCCGCUCGACAUGGCCCGAAAGAUGGGCCAGACGCACGUAGUCAAGAUCCUGCUCGACGCCGGCGCGAAGACGGGCCAGGAGAUGUUGGAGAAGAGGGCCAAGGACGGGGGCGAGGACGGGGACGGGGACGGGGACGGGGGCGGGGGCGAGGAUGGCGAGGAUAAUGAGGACGAAUGGGAGUUUGUGUGGAGAGCAGAAACGGACCCGGAGGUCUCGCCCGAGGCAAAGAAACGUGUCUUGAGCUUCUUGGGCCUCGUGGACACGGAGCUCGACGACCGGGGAGCCGGAUGGGCCAAGGAACCACAUUCUAGCGGAAGGGCUGAAGAAGGAUCCGCUAGAGGGUGGGAUAGGGAACACGAUACAGAGAGUAUGGGCGGCGAUAUGAGGACGGAAGGCGCCGAGCGAUAA